AACAAGUUUUACUGGCACACUGCUUCUGAAAUAACCGAGCAACUUUACUUAGAAAAAAAAGUUUGUAGGAGAAUUUUUCAUCCUUACAUUUGCCUUAUGGCUACAUAAGGAUUUCUCUGACAAAGAAAGCAUGUCAGGAAGCUCUGAAUGCUUUUAUGUCUGGAUAAUUCUAGCCUUUUUGGGAUUAGCUCUGAUUGUAUCACUGAUCUUCAAUAUUUCCCACUAUGUGGAAAAGCAGCGACAAGAUAAAAUGUACAGUUACUCUGAAGACUAUAUUCCCAGGGAGGAGGAGUAUUAUGUUGAAGACACACCAAUUUAUGGUAACUUAGAUGACAUGGUCCCAGAACCAGUGGAUGAAAAUUGCUAUGAACAAAUGAAAGCCCGACCAGAGAGAUGUACAAAUGAACUGCAAGGAGCCACCCUGCCUACACAGGCAUCCGAGGAAGCACAGGUAUUCUAUGCCUCGCUGGAUCACAACUGUGAGGGGAAGAACAGGAAGCCCAAGAAACACAAUAAUUAUGUGUUAGACAAGGAUGAAGAUGAGCAGUUACAUGCAGAGGACGUCAGCCUCUCUAAGACCACUUUGGUAAACAGUUUCCCACUUGAGAACCCGGAAAUAGAGGAAAAUGUUCAUGAUGAUCCCAUCAGACUGUUUGGAUUGAUUCGUGCAAAGAAAGAAUCUAUAAACUAGCUGGACUGUGACCUAGCUCAAUAACCUGGCUCUUACUGGAGAUGUUAAAGAAAACAAAAUCCGUAUGUGGCACAACAUGGUAUGGGAGGGUGACGAUCUAAAUCGUUUGUUAGGGGGAUGGUGGCUUAUCUCUCAUCCAGAGCUUAGGUUCUUGCACACCAAAUGUAAUGGCAUGAAAAUUAGUUGUUUAGAUUUGCUUAACACAUGCCUAAUAGUAAAAUGUAAAAUGAAAUAUUUCAAGGUCGCAAAUUGAGCCUAAUUACGAAGUCACAAAUUCACCAAUACUUAAUACUCAGAUAAAACAAACAAAAAAAAUGUUUUAAGCAUAAGUAUCUUCUAGAACAUGUUGAAAGAAAAAUAAAAGCCAC
Messenger RNA from Nyctereutes procyonoides (raccoon dog), 1059 nucleotides. RefSeq names its product T-cell receptor-associated transmembrane adapter 1. The coding region runs from base 131 to 691 and encodes 186 amino acids. The transcript is spliced from 6 exons. The record is from RefSeq and is a predicted model, not a curated record. Gene Ontology annotation, cellular component: T cell receptor complex. NCBI's taxonomy places the organism in Eukaryota, Metazoa, Chordata, Mammalia, Carnivora, Canidae. Gene Ontology annotation, biological process: negative regulation of receptor recycling; positive regulation of T cell receptor signaling pathway.